GCCACUGCCUGCCUCACAGAUCUGGCGUCCCUCUUCACCUCGGCACCGACCCCGCCGCCCGACCUCGCCAGCUACAUCGAGGCCCACCCCAUCACCAACCCCUGUUCCUACUCCAUCGAUGGGUCCGUUGGGGGUGAAUUCUCGAGCUACUUGACCAAAGCCUACUCGUGGUACUACUCCAUCUCGGACGACCUAUACAGCAUCAUCUCAGAGUGCCCCGGCGCUAGCAGCGCCGUUCAGAACGAGCCCUUCUGCACUGACGGCACCCUUGCCAACGGCGGAGGUUCUCCUGCUACUUCGACAGGCGGAGCCGGCUCUGCUGCUGGCACCGGCUCCGGCAGCGGCAGCUCUAACACGAAGCCAACUUCCACCAACGGCGGCCCGCGCGAGACUGGCCUUGCCGGCGCCGUUGUGCUUGCGGCUGGCUUCCUCGGCGUUGUU
This is a messenger RNA of Lasiosphaeria miniovina, 441 nucleotides long. RefSeq lists its product as uncharacterized. The annotation marks the transcript as partial. Lineage: Eukaryota; Fungi; Ascomycota; Sordariomycetes; Sordariales; Lasiosphaeriaceae. The transcript is spliced from 2 exons. The record is from RefSeq and is a predicted model, not a curated record.